Messenger RNA from Fusarium pseudograminearum CS3096, 465 nucleotides. RefSeq lists its product as uncharacterized. The record is from RefSeq and is a predicted model, not a curated record. Bases 1 to 465 code for a protein of 154 amino acids. NCBI's taxonomy places the organism in Eukaryota, Fungi, Ascomycota, Sordariomycetes, Hypocreales, Nectriaceae. The transcript has a single exon.
AUGGGUCUCAUCGGUCUUGCUAUCCGCACCAUCUUCAACAGCCAAGACAAUGGCGCUCGCUCUGGUGGCUGCUGCAGUCGCCGAAACCAAGCCCAACAACAACUCUACACAGGCUCACCCAACCCUGAAUACAUGAACUACACGGGUCGGUCCUCAUGCCACCAGCGCAAGAUGGAACGUCGUGUCCAAAGACAACUACAGAGAGCUGAGCGCACCCAACUUCGUGCAGAACAACAAUCGGACAGGAACUUUCAGAGGGCCAAGAGACGCCAGGCGGGCGUUAUGCUGGUCAAGCCGGGAGCACAGAGAGUUGGUCUUGUUGGACAGCCUCAAGUUGGGAGUGUCUCUGAUACUAGAAGCUUUCGGGACGAGCCUAAGGAGUAUUCUUAUGAGUUGGAUGCUAUCAACCAACAGCAUAUUGCGAAAGAUGCGCCGCCAUCAUAUGAUGAGGUUGUACGAAAGUAA